Bombus pascuorum is the source of this 783-nucleotide messenger RNA. RefSeq lists its product as uncharacterized. The record is from RefSeq and is a predicted model, not a curated record. Gene Ontology annotation, cellular component: lysosomal membrane. Lineage: Eukaryota; Metazoa; Arthropoda; Insecta; Hymenoptera; Apidae. The transcript has 5 exons. Bases 147 to 731 code for a protein of 194 amino acids.
GUUACAUCCGUGUCGUUUGACGGUUACGUCUAUGUUCACGCAAUAUGGAAGUGCAUUAAUUGUUUUGUUUGACAUUCGCGUUCGUAAAUUAAAUAUAUCAAAAUAAUAAAAAAGAACACGUACCAGACAGAAGUUUUAAAAAUAUAAUGUUGAAGCACAUUUUUGUUGUAACUACGAUUGUAUUAAUAUGUUUGUCAGAAUCUGAGGCGCAGUAUGAUGAUAAACGGUGCAAAUGCAUUUGUCCUAGUCUUCCAUCCGUUAUAAAUACAACACAAUCGUCGUCAGAACGGAAAACAUAUAUUAUAAAUGUUCCACCGUCUGAAUGUAAAUGUGAAAAUGUUGUAUUGUCAAAAGUGGGAGAUCAGUUGAAAGGUAAAGAAGAAAUUUUUUGUUCACGAUGUGAUUGUAAAUAUGAAAACAGGAAUACCACCAUUAUCAAAAUAGUAGUGAUACUUGUUAUUUGGGUUAUAUCUCUGUUAGUAAUUUAUAUGUUAUUUUUGAUUUGCCUGGAUCCAUUGUUAAAUAAAAGAAUUCAUAAAGCUUCAACAAAUAUUGGCUAUCACGAACACAAUAAUGAAGAUGACGAUUCCUCAACAGCUCCUGGAACAUUUCAUGCCAUGGGCGAAAGAGGUAAUGUUUUAAAUCGUGUUGGUCACCAACAAGAUAAAUGGAAACGUCAAGUUCGUGAGCAGAGACGUAAUAUUUACGAUCGGCAUACUAUGCUUAAUUAAAGUGUACAAUUCUGUUUAUAGAAGGAAUUAAAUAUAAUAAAUAACAAUACAA